Molecule: messenger RNA, 1605 nt
Organism: Lepisosteus oculatus (spotted gar)
Lineage: Eukaryota; Metazoa; Chordata; Actinopteri; Semionotiformes; Lepisosteidae
Gene: phyhip
Product: phytanoyl-CoA hydroxylase-interacting protein
Cellular component (GO): cytoplasm
Molecular function (GO): protein binding
Source: RefSeq, a predicted model, not a curated record
UUCUCUUGAUUGUGUGCUUGUAUGUGCGUGUGUACAUGUUUAUAGCAGUGAGAUUGGUGCAAAUUUGGGCAAUGCAGCUAUGCAGCACUGAAGCACGCAGUGUUUUGACAGAGCUGCUGGGCAACUGAGAAGGAUAGUGAAAUAGAGAGAGAGAAAUACAAGGCUCGCUUCACUUUGUAAUCAGUGUUCCUGAGGGAUCCAUCAUCCACUACAGACGACGAAAAGAAUUCACUGCGGUCUCUCUCAAAUCAGAUCUGAAGAGUGGUUUUAUUUCAGAUCAGGGCUGACCACAUAAUCUUUGCAGCACAAAGUGAUCAGAAUGGAGCUGCUCUCCACACCCCAUAAUAUCCAGAUCACCGAGGUGACAUGUGACUCCUUCAAGAUUGCCUGGGAGAUGCACCCCAAGGAUGCUGGGAAAGUGACACACUACUUCAUUGACCUCAGCCGUAAAGAGGCCAAGGAUCCCAAUCGCUUCAAACAUCGGGAUGUCCCGACGAAGCUGGUGGCAAAAGCAGUGUCCCUCCCCCUGACAGUGCGUGGUCACUGGUUCCUGAGCCCGCGGACAGAGUACUGUGUGGCGGUGCAGACAGCGGUCCGCCAGUCCGACAGCGGGGACUAUAUGGUGUCAGAGUGGAGUGAGGUGGUGGAAUUCUGCACUGGUGAUUACGCUAUAGAUCACCUGCAACAGCUCCUGGAGAAAGCAAAGUGUGUGUCUGGACGCAUGCUGAGGUUCUCCAUGUUCUACAGGAACCAGCACACCGACUACUUCCACUACGUCAGGCUACAGUGUGGUGGCGCUAUGCUGCCCACUCUGAAGGACAGUAGUGGCAGUCAUGGCUCUCCCAUCAACGGCACACUGAGGGGGGUGUUUUUCAGCUGUAACACAGAGUUCGACACCGGGCUGCCCCCCAGCGACUCGCCCUAUGGCCCUCUGCGCUUCCAGGUCCCAGCAGGACAGCUUCUCCACCCCAGCACCCGCCUCUACUUUGCUGACUUCUACUGUAUGUACACCCCCUACCACUAUGUAGUGCUUGUGAUGGCCCCUAGUGGUUCUGAGGGUGACAGCUUUUGCAGAGGUCGCCUGCCCGAGCUGGACACUGCCAGUAACCCAUUCCUGACCUUUCAAUCCCCACAGCAGGAAGGGGGGGAGCCCACCUUUUGGCAUGCCCAUGAUGUCAUCCUGGAAGUCCUGUAUACCGAACCCGUACCCCUGGAACAGGGCAUCUUGGAAGAGAUAAGUGGGCACCAGCUAAUGAGUCUGUCCACUGCCAAUGCCAAGAAAGACCCCAGCUGCAAGGUGUGCAAUAUUAGCGUGGGCCGCUGAAGCAGGCAAGGAAUAAUGGCUGGAAUGGGCUUCAAUUGUCAGCUUCUUGUGAGUUUUCUUUCUUGUUACUUUUUAAGAAUUUCUCAUAUAAUACAUGGCCUGCAGGGAUCAACCAAAGCUCUCAUCUUUCUCUUUAAUCGUCUCUGAACUACGUUCUUUUACAAACGUCUAUCUUUGGAUCUCUGCAUCCAACUUGCUCACACAAAUUUCUGGAUUUUUCAAUGCUGUCUUGCAGGGCAUAUUCUUCUUGAUCCAUUUCAGUAAAGGUCCAGUUUCUCCAG